UAAGUGACAGAGAAAAAAGAGACGUGAAGAAGAAGAGGAGAAUGGGAAGGAUAUUUACGGUGGAACUUGAGGGAAGAUCUUACAGAUGCAGGUUUUGCAGAACCCAUCUUGCUCUUCCCAAUGAUCUUAUUUCCAAGUCUUUCCAUUGCCGGAGAGAAAAGGCUUACCUCUUCAAUCGUUCAGUGAACAUAAGUAUGGGUCCUUUAGAGGAAAGGAUGAUGCUUUCGGGUAUGCAUACCGUUGCUGAUAUUUUCUGCUGUUGCUGCGGACAGAAUGUUGGCUGGAAAUAUGAAUCAGCGCAUGAGAAAGAUCAGAAAUAUAAAGAAGGCAAAUUUGUUCUGGAAAGAGGAAGGAUCAUGGAUGAAACAUCAACAGAGGUUUGCAUCGAUACUCGAAGCGACACAGAAGAUUCUUAAAAUGUCAGCUUUAGAUUCUUCCCUCGCCCUCCUUUUUUUUUGUUGUGUGGAAUAGUGUGUUUGUUAAGAUCAGAGCUUGUUACUUGUGUAGAUAUCUGUAACAUGAGUUUUGUAGAAGAUACAUGUCAUGGAGCUUUCUGUAUUGUGUAAUAUCUCAACUUCAUGGUCUCUUGGUUUUUACUUGCGUAGAGAAAACAUAUCCAACAUCUUGUAUAAGUGUUUUCAUCAGUUCAAUUAAAUUGUAGUUGUUUUUCUA
Molecule: messenger RNA, 672 nt
Organism: Brassica napus (rape)
Lineage: Eukaryota; Viridiplantae; Streptophyta; Magnoliopsida; Brassicales; Brassicaceae
Product: protein yippee-like At5g53940
Exons: 5
Coding region: 42-416 (124 amino acids)
Cellular component (GO): ubiquitin ligase complex
Source: RefSeq, a predicted model, not a curated record